Dipodomys ordii (Ord's kangaroo rat) is the source of this 2335-nucleotide messenger RNA. RefSeq names its product phosphatase and actin regulator 4 (gene Phactr4). The transcript is spliced from 14 exons. Lineage: Eukaryota; Metazoa; Chordata; Mammalia; Rodentia; Heteromyidae. The record is from RefSeq and is a predicted model, not a curated record. The coding region runs from base 183 to 2264 and encodes 693 amino acids. Gene Ontology annotation, molecular function: actin binding. Gene Ontology annotation, biological process: neural crest cell migration; actin cytoskeleton organization.
CUUAUGUAAUCCUGCUGCCUUGAACUACUGAUUCUUCUGCUUUAACUUUCCAACUCUAAGGAUUAUAGUGACACUGAGAGAGAAUUGCUGGUACCCUCCUUAUGUGGAUUUAUCUUUUAAGAGAAGUUUGCUUUCGUCCGGGACAGUUUGUUGUCGUGAGAUACAUCUAAGAGAGUAUAAUCAUGGGGCAAGCUGAUGUCUCCAGACCGGUAAAUCCAGAUGCAGUUGAAGAAGCAGACCAGCAUACUGGAGAUCCAGGCAUGGUCAUGGACAGUGUAGAAGCUGGAGACACAACACCUCCGACCAAAAGAAAAAGCAAGUUCUCAGGCUUUGGCAAAAUCUUCAAGCCCUGGAAAUGGAGGAAAAAAAAAAGUAGUGAUAAAUUCAAAGAGACAUCAGAAGUUUUAGAGCGAAAAAUAUCUAUGCGAAAACCAAGAGAAGAGUUGGUUAAGAGAGGAGUUCUCCUGGAAGAUCCUGAGCAAGGUGGUGAGGAUCCAGGAAAGCUGAGCCAUGACAUAUUAAAGAAUGGCCAUACCACCCACAUAGGGAGUACCAGAUCUUCCAGCCUAGUAGAAGAAGAGGCAGUAAGAAUAUCAAGUCUUAAAGAUCCUAUUCCAGAAGAAGACCUAAAGAAGCGACUAGGCUCAACUGGAAGCCGGCCUAAUUCUGAAGCAGAGUCUAUUCCUGAGAAUGUUCCCAAACCGCCUUUACUUCCCCCGAAAAGACCCUUGUCUUCUUCUCAUGAAGCAAGUGAAGGACAAGCAAAAGACAUCACUUGUGGCAGCACAGCCAGAUCCACCUCCUCCACCUCUGCCUCCUCCGCCACCAUAGCACCUGCUGCCACUACUGCUGCCACAAACCUAGCAAAGACUGUUAAUUCUUUUGCCACCCCUACCCCAGUACCCAGGACUCUGUCUGUCGCUCUUGUCAGUACUAACACUACUCUUGCUCCUAGCCUUACGAAUAUGGUCCCUGCCAAGCAGCCCCCAGUCCCUCCCCCCAAACCAGCUCACAGAAAUAGCAACCCUGUCAUUGCUGAACUAUCCCAAGUCAUAAACAGUGGCACAUUGUUAUCAAAGCCAUCCCCACCCUUACCACCUAAGAGAGGCAUUCCAUCAACUGUGGUACCCACCUCAGAGUCUGCCACUGCCAUCACCACAAAAACACCAAGUGAUCAAAGAGAGAAGAAUGCAUUAUCUGUGAGCUCCGAACCACUGAUGAUGGUCCCACCUUCCUCCCCAUCUCCUCCACUGCCUACUCAUAUACCUCCAGAGCCCCCACGGUCUCCACCAUUCCCUGCUAAUAAGACUUUUCAAGUUGUGCCAGAAGUUGAGUUUCUACCUUCUUCAGAUCUAUCCCAAGAGGUUGCCCAGCAGGAAGACCAGAAAAAUGAAGUCUCCAAAAGGACAGUGGACCAGAGAUUUGGGGAGCCCCAUAUACCCCCUAGGCUGCCCCCAGUCCCACUUCAUAUUCGAAUUCAGCAAGCCCUAACUAGUCCCCUUCCUGUGACUCCUCCCCUUGAGGGCUCUCACCGAGCUCACUCAUUGCUCUUUGAGAGCAGUGACAACUUUUCUGAAGACAGCAAUACCCUGGGUCGGACCAGAUCACUUCCUAUCACUAUUGAAAUGCUGAAAGUUCCAGACGAUGAAGAAGAGGAGCAAAACGGCCCAUUGACACUUGUUGAAGAUACAACAUCUACCUCACCUAUUCCUAAAUUACCACAGUGUCUGCAAGAGGAAGAAGAAAAAGAGAGUGACUCAGAUUCAGAGGGUCCCAUUCAGUACCGAGAUGAAGAGGAUGAGGAUGAAAGCCAUCAGAGUGCUCUGGCUAACAAAGUGAAGAGGAAGGACACACUGGCAAUGAAGUUGAACCACAGACCCAGUGAACCAGAGUUGAACUUGAAUUCUUGGCCUCAUAAAAGCAAGGAGGAGUGGAAUGAAAUACGGCACCAGAUUGGGAACACACUGAUCCGGCGACUGAGUCAAAGACCAACACCAGAAGAACUAGAACAACGAAAUAUACUACAACGUUAUCUCAGUCAAAGGCCAACUGUGGCUGAACUACUUGCUAGGAAGAUUCUGAGAUUUAAUGAAUAUGUAGAGGUCACAGAUGCUCAAGAUUAUGAUCGGCGAGCAGACAAACCCUGGACCAAAUUGACUCCUGCUGACAAGGCUGCCAUACGGAAAGAAUUAAAUGAAUUUAAAAGCUCAGAGAUGGAGGUUCAUGAAGAAAGCAAACAUUUUACACGCUACCAUCGUCCAUGAUGCCCAAGUUUGAGAGAAGUAAGACUCACCCAAAACUUACAGGCUGUUUUACUCCUGUCUUUGAUCUUGGG